UGCGUUCUGAUUUCGUGUGAUGCUGCUAUUCUUUUAGAUUCAUCGACAGGGCAUCUUUGGAAUAGCACUCUUGAAGACAACUUGGGUACUGACUAUGUUCUGGUGGACUUCCUAAACGAAUUCCUUGGUCUCCCAACGUUUGCAGAAACCAUUCAGUUCAAUGCGCAAAGUGGGGCUUUUGAGGUGGUGAGCGAUGCAGAAGAAUCUGUCCACAGCCGCAUUCGGGUGGCGUUGCGUGAAUAUGAAUACAAAAUUCUCACUGGCUCGCCGUGGCUCACCGCAGUCCCAAUGUUUGACAACUCUUACACAGUUUUGUGUUUGGACAGAGAACAAGGCAUGCAGUGGGUUAAGAAAUCAAGACUACCCUUGUUCUUACAAAGUGACUUCUACUUUGAAUACAGGUUGGUGAAGCUCCUUUCCCAGUUGGAGUGUCCAAGUUUGAGAGUGGGUGAUGCUGACUCCUCCUCAGUGUCCUGCACCGUCUAUCCGCACCCCCCUGCUUGCUGCACACCACCACACUCUCUUCACAAGCAGGGCACGCUGUCUUUCAUCAGGGAGGAGGAGAAGGAAAAGCCGUCUGACUCUACUCAACAGCUCUUGGAUGGCAAGGGGAAACCUGAGGAUGCCAUGGGAGUGGAGGCUGAUGCGGCCGGGGCUGGAGGCUGUUUGUACAUGACUGAAUCAGAGGAGCAGGAGGAGGAAGUCGUCCCAUGCUCAUGCCCAUCACUGCCCUCGCCAACGGGCUCCACCACAGCCACCACCGAUGCCAUGGAGGGACAUCUCAUCGACAGCUUGGUUCAGCAGGUGGCCGUGUCUGAGCUGGAGGCAGGCAGCAUUGUCAGUGCUGCUGUGUCCUCAGGAAACAGCCCUCAGGCUCAGCAGGAGUCCGGGGUUAUAGAGGAGCCCAUGUCACCCUCAGAAUGGGCAAGAGCUGAAAUGGAUGCUUUUAAUUACCACUGCAGCCCAGGCAAGGCCAAGGACAAACAUUCCCUGGAGGCCUUUAAGGGUUUUUUACAGGGCACCCCUGGGGAGAAGGUCCUGCGUCUGUGGAUGGACAUCGAGAGACUGAGGACCCUGCAGAACCCACAGAGCAAAUCCAGGCACUUGCUAAAGAUGCGUAAUCAGUAUAUGCUGAGCAAUGGUCCCCAAGCUCUCAGCACAGAGCUUCUGUCUAGACUUGGCCUUGCUAGUGCCACCUGCUGGACGGAUAAUAAACUGCUUGGUGUCCAGGCCCAUCUAACUGAGGAGCUGCUUACAUACUGGGGCCCACUGUUUUGCAUGGUGAGGUCUGCCAGUGACAGAGGAGGCCUGAUUGAGCCCCAACAGCAGCAGAGGUGGCAGAGACCCCACCACAGACCCCACCAUCUGCAUUCAUCUUAUGACGGAGAUCUCCAUGCCCACUACAUCAGCAGGCCUCUGCCUGUGUGGCGUUCACGGCCACUGUCAGGCAACAGCACCCCCGGAGGCCUGGAGAGUAUGCGCAUGGAGAGGAUGAUGCAGGCGUUACGGGUGGAGCCCAGAGCAGGCUACUACUUCACCCGCUUCUGUGAGCUGUCAGGCAACAAGCUGUGGGAGAGUGCCAUCCAUUUCUGGCUGGACCUUCAGGACUACCAGGAGACCUUCCACCAGGCUGCUCUGGACCCUUACAGAGCCCAGAAGAAGGCCCAGGUGCUCUACUCUACCUACCUAUCCAGUGUGUCUCAGCAGAGCAUUGGCGUGAGUGAGGGGUGCAGGAGGGGGGUGUUUGCCCGUUUGACUCCCCCGUUUGAGGAGCUCUUUGACGGGGCAGAGGAGCACGUCCUCUCCCUUCUCCUUGAGCCCUGGACCCUCCUCACCUCCCAGGACUCACACAUCUAUGAACAGGUUGAGCUGUGGGAGGAAAGCCGCCAUGUUGAGACGGAGGACUACAGGCAGCUCCAAGCCCUCCACACAGACACCGCACAGAGGAUGGAACAACUGGCCAGGGAGCGCAAGACUGCUCCUCCGCCACCAGAGGUCCCCAGAGAACCAGACUUGUGGACGCAGGUUCCGGAACAGUUUCGAGGGUUCCGUCUGCUGUCUGUACUCCGCAACCGUGCCGAGCUGCAGCACUUUCAGGCCUUCCUAGAGGAACACUCUGCCAGCAUGGACCUGCUGUGCUGGCUGGACCUGGAGCAGCUGAGGAGGACGUCCAGUCAUCAGCGAGACCAGAAGCUGCAGCUCUCCCGCAGCAUCAAGACCAAGUACCUGAACAAGAAGUACUUCUUUGGGCCCAGCAGCCCCGCCACCAAACACCAACAGGAGGAGAUCAUGCGUCUGGCUGGUGGCUUGGGCCAGCUUCUGCAGAGCGGCCUAUCAGACGCGGCACUGACGGAGAUGCAGAAUGUGGUGAGGGGCCGCCUGGAGAGGAAAUGGCUGCCAGUGUACCUGGCUACUCCUGACUUCGCAGAGCGACAGAAACUCCAGCCCCAGGUGCAGGAGCAGAGGAGAAGAUACCGCAGGAGGAAACAGAAGUGGAAGCCGCCUCAGCAUAUGGAGGGGUCCUGGAUGGCGUCGUCCAGGGAGAUGCUGGCCUUCCGCCAGGCCCUCCUCAACCCCGUCACCUGCCUACAGUUCCAGCGCUUCGCAGGCCUGAAGGGAGAGCUAUAUGAGAAUGAUGUGCUCUUCUGGCUGGAAGUGCAGCGAUACAAGGACCUGUUCCACUCCCACUGCGAGGAGGCCACCAUCCAGCACAAGAUCAGCACCAUCAUCAGCUGCUUCAUCAGCUCCACUGUGCCCCCCGCCCUGCAGAUCAGCAUCCCCCCCGAGCAGGCAAACACCAUCCUGGACCGCAGGAGGGAGCUGGGGCCCUACGUCUUCAGGGAGGCCCAGAUGUCUGUGUUCGGGGAGCUGUUUAAGCUGUGGCCUCAGUUCCUGGAGUUGAAGAGCAGCGUGGGAGCGGAGGAGGACCUGCUGCCCCUGCUGGAGAAGAAGAGGAGGAGGCAGAAGGAGAGAGAGAUGCAGCGCAGGAGGGAGGAAGAGGAGGAGGAGGAGAGGAAGGCACAGGAGAUGCUGCGGGCCCAGCAGCUGGAGGAGGCAGGCAGUGAGGGGGAGGAGCUGGAUGAGGACGGAGAGAACCGCAAGGUGCCACAGGUGGAGGUACUCUUCCACACAGAUCAGUUGUCCUGGUCCUACUCCAAGUACAUGGCAGCGCUGGAGAGGGAGUCUGUGCUCCUGCACAAGCAGAUGAUGCAGGAACAGGCCUGCGCCUCCUUCAGCACUGGAAGAGAUUCUGUAUCCACCGCCAGCCUGCGGUCAGAGGUGUUGAGGAGAGCUCCGUGGCCCAACAGCACCUCCAAAACCAGCAUACAGCCAUCAGACACAACAGGUUGCUGAGUGCCCCUGUGAAGAGUGAAGCCGAAGAGGAGGCGAGGGAACCUGCAGCCUCAAAGCUGGUGACUCAGCGCUGAGCAGGCUCACUCUCACACCCCCUCUUGUGGUGACUAGUGGCAGCUCAGCUUAGGUUGCAUGCUUUCCCGUUCCCGAAUCACUUUCACACUCUGUCCAGGAUUGUGUUGGCCACCUAGUGCCUCUGCUCCUUCAUUUGAUUACAGCUGCGAAAUGAAACUCGCAAAGGAAUCAGGCAAGGAUUUUGUGGGUAUAUGUUGUGACAAUUAAGGUAUACAAUAGUGAUUAUUGUGGAAACCCUUGUACCGGUAAAUAGUUGGGAGUUUUUUUGGGGGAAGGUAGUAGUCGUGAAAGUAGUGAAAUUGCAAUGAAUUUCAGGGGACAUCACUGGCUGAAUUUAUAAUGAAAGAUUUAAUCAAAAUAUCACCCAAUCCUGGAGAAUCUUC
Molecule: messenger RNA, 3812 nt
Organism: Engraulis encrasicolus (European anchovy)
Lineage: Eukaryota; Metazoa; Chordata; Actinopteri; Clupeiformes; Engraulidae
Product: regulator of G-protein signaling 22
Exons: 25
Biological process (GO): regulation of signal transduction
Cellular component (GO): cytoplasm; nucleus
Molecular function (GO): G-protein alpha-subunit binding
Source: RefSeq, a predicted model, not a curated record